This is a messenger RNA of Vitrella brassicaformis, 1806 nucleotides long. The record is from the annotation of a GenBank genome assembly. NCBI's taxonomy places the organism in Eukaryota, Vitrellaceae.
AUGUCCAGACACGAUGAGGACCUAGGCGAAGCUGUUGGUGUCAAACACGAUAUCGAUGUGGGAGACACGCCCCCGAUUCGCAAAAGAGCUUAUCGAAUUGCUUACAGCCAACGAGACUGGUUGAGACAGAAACUCGACGAGAUGCUCAAAGCAAACAUCAUUUCGCCCUCCUCUUCCCCAUGGCGAGCACCGAUCAUCCUCGUGCCUAAGAAGGGAGGAAAUGGAACCCGUUUGGUUGUCGACUAUCGUGCUCUUAACGCGGUCACCAAACCCGAUCAUUACCCGCUUCCCCGAAUCGACGAGACGUUGAACGCACUGCAAGGGUGUGCGUACUUCAGCCACUGCGAUUGCACUUCUGGAUUCUGGCAGAUAGGGCUGACGGAAAGAGCGAAGGAGUUGACGAGUUUUGUCACGCCCUUCGGCGCCUUCAAGUUCGAGAGGGCCGCCAUGGGCCUGCAAGGAGCACCCGCAACUUAUCAGCGAUGCAUGGACAAUGUGUUACGUAAUCUGAGCUGGGAUGUGGCUUGUUGUUACAUGGAUGACCUCGUCAUCAUGGCUCCUACCUGGAAGGAGCAUCUACAUCGCUUGUCUCUUGUCUUAACCCGUCUACGCGAGAACAGCCUGAAGAUCAAGCCAAAGAAGUGUUACUUUGGCUAUCCCGAGAUUGCGUUUCUGGGCCAUCGCGUAGGCAAAGAUGGCAUCGCCACCGACCCCGAAAAGGUGUCUGCAAUUCAAAACAUGCAAUAUACAUCAAUGCAGACACAGAAAGACAUCCGCUCUUUCCUGGGCAUGACUGGCUAUUAUCACAAAUACAUCCCCGCCUAUGCUCACAUUGCUGCCCCGUUGACGGACCUGACCAAGAAGGACCUGAAGUAUAGCUAUGAAGAGCACUGGACAGAGCACUGCAUACGCGCGUUUGAGACGUUGAAGGACUUGCUGUGCAAGGCCCCCAUCCUGGCCUAUCCCGACUUCAACCAGCCCUUCAUCCUGAAGACUGACGCGAGCAACGUGGCCGUCGGUGCCGCCCUUGUCCAAUGGGACCACGAGACACAACACGAAAGGCCGAUCGCCUUUGCCAGCCGCAAGUUGAAUGGGAACGAGCCCAGCUAUGCAUCACAAGAGCGCGAAGCUCUUGCCGUCGUGUGGGCCAUCAAAUAUUUCCGUCCUUACUUGUACGGCCAUCACUUCACGGUCAUGACGGACCAUCGUAGCCUCCAGUCUCUGCCCAAGGCCUAUGAGAAAGGCAACUCGCGCAUACAUCGAUGGUCUGUCCUGUCGCAACACCACUCUUAUGACGUUGUAUGGAAACCUGGAAGAGAGAACGGUGACGCUGACGCCCUCUCUCGUGUACAGGCUACUCACUGGUACCCGUUGCCCCGCUUGCAUGCCGUAGUCACCCCGCAAGACAUGGAACGAGCGCUUGUCUCGUCCCUUUCGUACGACACCCCUCUCCUGACUCUGCAAGCAUUCCGAGACGCACAGAGACAGGACCCCCAGCUGAGUGCUUAUGUCACUUACUUUCUGUCCACUGAUGGCACCUUGCCCGACGACGCCCCCUUAGCUGAGGAAAUUCGAGAGAACAAGGACAGGUUUGACUUGAUCAAUGGCGUGUUGAUGCGCCUACCCGACCAUAGCAAAAGACGGACCCGAUCCCGCCGUCGCCUGAGAUUGUUGUCCCACCCCCGCUUCGGCCACUUGUAUUCGAGCAUUGCCACGAUUCACCUCUUGCUGGACACAUGGGUGUCAAGAGAACGAUGGAUCGUGUCUCCCAGCGUUUUUGGUGGCCUACUUUGUAUCGCGAUGUGA